CCACGUCAGCAGGCCACGACAGUUGCAGUGCCACGUCAGUUACAGGGUCACGACAGUGCAGUAUCACUUCAGCCGUGCCACGUCAGCAGUACCGCGUCAUCAACACCGUACAGCUAACUGCAGCUUAUGCUCCGACGCAGCAACCGCAUCGCAGCACAAGAAGGGCAGGCAGCCGCAGCAGAACAGCAGCUACCUAUGUCCCACCCCUCUGACAUGGACACCCAGGGCAACCCCACGGUGGGCAAUGCCGCAUCCGGCAGUCCACGGGAGGCCUGCAGCUCGAACCCCCCGGCCCCACAGGCCCAGCAGGAGGGUUCCACUGCGACUUCUGCGGGAACCCUCGACGCUGCACCAGUCCGGCAGCAAGGAGAGACCAUGACGGCCUUCCUGGCCCGCCUGGGCACCUACAUGCAGCAGGUCCAAGAGGAACAUCAACGUGAGGCGGCAGCCGAAGCGGCACGCCUCAAUGCCAUUGCACGCGCAGAAGAGCAACGACGCCGGCAGCAAGCUGACGCAGCUGCCAACCACAACCAAGCCCCAAGAGAUGCUGCAUCUGUCCUCAUGCAGCAAGAAGCCACUCAUACCGCCGCACUCCAAGCAUGGCAUGUUGAUCCAGCGGAAACGACGGAACCAAGUACGGAGGACCAGACUAAGUCAGCUCUCGCCAGCAUGAUGCACCAAGUCAUCCUCACUUGUAACUGGCAACAAGUGGAGCUGGCUCGGCAGGCACGUACCAUCACUGAGUACGAGGAGACUCUCAAGAGCCUCCACGCCCGCCUUGACGUGCUGGAGAAGGAUGACGUGCCGCACAGGCACACGGCAUCGUCAAACAUCGAUCCAUCGAUCCGCGAGCUGGAAGAACGAAUGGAUCACCUAUUCAGCAUCGACAAGUUUGAUGACUACCACAAGGCGGACCCCAUCAGUUGGUGGCAAGGGUUCACCAAUGAGCUCUCCAUCCACUCGGUCCCGUCAGAAUCGAAGAUCUCAGCACUUUACCUUUGCAGCACCGGUGCCAGCCAAGUGUGGCUCAACCACCUGGCUCAAACUGAAGGCGUCGAAGUCUUCAAGCUUUACACCAAGAUCACUUGGGACGCCAUGACCGAGAAGUGGCGGAAACGCUUCAUCGUCGACGACGCUCAAGGCAAAGGCGUGAACCGGAUCUUCAGCAUGCAUCAAGGCAGCCAGCCAACACGCGAAUGGCUAACCGAGUGGCAGAAAAUCGUGACGAUUCCGCAUUUGGACAUCCCAUUCGUACAUCUUCGUCGCGAAUUCUUCCAGCGGUCAGUUGACACGUUGAGCACGACCCUUAGGGAGCGCAGCCUGUACACGGACUUCGACCAGAUCGUGGAGAAGGCACGCGAACAAAGAAGACGUCCGUCCACGGCAAAGCUCGGGAAACUGAGCUUCGCGGGAAGUGAGGCAACUCCACUUCCUACUCCGUCGGACACGGUUGCCUUGCUAACAACCUCCUCCACGUCCGGGGAACAUGCGUAUGUCGCCAGUCUUCGCGAAGAUUAUGAAGACUAUGCUGUCCAGCUGGUCCCGCCGUUGGACCAACCUCUCCACGUGCAAGAGUCUUAUGCGUGCGCGACUUCAUCACCAUCACCAAGUGAACCAGCAUCCUCGCCAACAUCACUCGGGGACUCAUCGGUGUGGUCUAGACUUGAGGAACUCAACCCAUUGACACCGGAGGACUUCCAAUGGUUGCCUCUUCCCCCAUCUGGUUCCUUGCUGAAGCCGCAUUGCAACGCCCUAAUGGCGGAGCUACGCAACUACUUGCAUCCUGCAGUACCAGCUCCGUUGAUUGAAGACGGAGUAGCGGUUGUUGAUCUUUGUGAGUACAUUGCGAAGAUUGACCACAAGUACGCCACGCAACGCGAGGACCACCCGGUGAACUUCUACUGCCGCACCGUUCACGUUCGUGACCGGAACGGGGUACUUGUGCCAUGUACGGUCCCCCCACCUCAUCCUUCGAUUAGUUGUCACGUGGUCUCCGCAGCAAGCAUUUGCAACUCCAUCGCACAGAACGACGUGGAGGAAAUGGGCAUUUGUUUCUUGCACGCCCUCCCUCCUCCCGACGAGCCAGCGACGGAACAGCCACCGGAUCCACGCAUUGUACAGCUUCUUGACUCCUAUGGCGACGUCUUUGAAGCCCCCGCCGGAAUCGUACCGAAUCGGCCAAUUCGUCACGAGAUCAUCCUCGAAGACGGGGCUGUACCUCCGCGCGGAUGUAUUUACCGCAUGAACGAGGAGAAACUCGAAGUGCUUCGAACGCAACUCGAUGACCUCAUUGACAAGGGCUGGAUUCGCCCUAGCUGCUCGCCCUACGGUGCGCCUGUUCUCUUCGUUCGGAAGAAGAACAAGGAGCUACGCUUAUGCAUUGACUAUCACAAGCUUAAUGCUCAAACCAUUAAGAAUGUCGGCCCGCUCCCACGCAUCGACGAUCUUGUCGAACGCUUGGGCGGCGCCAAGUAUUUCUCCAAGUUGGACCUCAAGGCCGGUUACCACCAGCUCGAGAUCCAUCCAAGGGAUAGGUACAGAACCGCGUUCAAGACACGGUACAAGCACUUCGAGUGGGUCGUAAUGCCAUUCGGCCUCAUGAAUGCCCCGGCCACCUUCCAAGCGGCAAUGACAACGGAGUUUCGCGACAUGUUGGUGUAUAGCCGAACUUUGGACGAGCACGUCGUGCAUCUACGUGCUGUUUUGGACAGGCUACGUACGGCCAAGUACAAGGCCAACCGAGCCAAGUGCGAAUUCGCACAGCAAGAGCUCGAGUACUUGGGCCACUUUGUGACGCCGCAAGGCAUCAGUCCGCUUGCGGACAAGAUCAAGGCCAUUCAGGAUUGGCGAUUGGCAGGAACCGACGAACACCACGAAGGUUCGCUCUUUUAUGGGAUUGGUCGGGUACUAUCAACGCUUCAUCGGAGGAUACGCACGGAUCGUCGCACCUUGUCCAGAUUGCAGUCUCCACAGGUGCCCUUCCAGUUCACCGCUGAAGUCCGCAGUUCGUUCCACAAAUUGAAGACGGUGUUGCUCUUCGCUCCCGUCUUGAGUAUCUACGAUCCCACCUUGCCUACGAGAGUGACUAUGGACGCUUCCGGCUACGGCAUGGGUGCAGUUUUGGAACAACAUGACAGAGUAGAUUGGCAUCCGGUUUAGUACUUCAGCCAAAAGGUGCCUCCCAUCA
Molecule: messenger RNA, 3187 nt
Organism: Chara braunii
Lineage: Eukaryota; Viridiplantae; Streptophyta; Charophyceae; Charales; Characeae
Source: the annotation of a GenBank genome assembly